AUGCCAGUACCUUUGCUCCCGUUAUUGCUGCGAAUGUUCCUGUCGCGCCUAUUGCUGCCAGCUGCUCGCCUUGUCCGACGACACCUUCUGCCCCUGCUAUAUGGCCUGGCCCGCCGCCUGAGCUCCCAGGACAUGCGAGAGGCUUUGCUGGGUUGUGUGUUGUUCAUCCUCAGCCAGAGACACCAGCCUGAUGCUGCUGAGGAGACCCCCAGAAUAGCCCGCCCUGAGAGAAGAGAGAGGAUAGACACCCCAAAGGGGCCCAGGAGACCUGGAAGCAGCAGUCGCCAUGGAAACGCUUUCUUUUAG
Suncus etruscus (white-toothed pygmy shrew) is the source of this 306-nucleotide messenger RNA. RefSeq names its product myomixer, myoblast fusion factor (gene MYMX). Bases 1 to 306 code for a protein of 101 amino acids. Gene Ontology annotation, biological process: myoblast fusion; skeletal muscle organ development. NCBI's taxonomy places the organism in Eukaryota, Metazoa, Chordata, Mammalia, Eulipotyphla, Soricidae. The transcript has a single exon. Gene Ontology annotation, cellular component: endoplasmic reticulum membrane; plasma membrane; Golgi membrane. The record is from RefSeq and is a predicted model, not a curated record.